AGCGCCUACACGACGACUCAGCUACAUCAAUGUGGUUUUUGAAGACAUUCAUUCUUGCCGUGCUGCUUACAGUUCCGUCAUCGCAAUGGGAUAAGGGCCAAUAUUGCUUCCGGGAAUGCUACACCCGCUAUGUCGAUACUAAAGCCGCCGAGUGUUAUAAAGCCUGCAUGAUAAAGUUGCAAAUGUGGAUCAAUCUUUACUGGCUUGCAAAUCUGGAUAUAAGAGAUUGUCUUUCAAAAGGCUUUAUAUUUGCUUUAACAUCUCUUGCCCCGACGUCCUUCGUCAAUCAUAAGACCCAUACUGCUUUGAAGAGCAUUAAUCGGUCAAAAAAUUGAACGCAGAACUGAAGCAAAAUCGCCCA
Molecule: messenger RNA, 361 nt
Organism: Cylicocyclus nassatus
Lineage: Eukaryota; Metazoa; Nematoda; Chromadorea; Rhabditida; Strongylidae
Source: the annotation of a GenBank genome assembly